Messenger RNA from Cloeon dipterum, 7334 nucleotides. RefSeq lists its product as uncharacterized. The record is from RefSeq and is a predicted model, not a curated record. Gene Ontology annotation, biological process: regulation of cell cycle; proteolysis; negative regulation of apoptotic process. Gene Ontology annotation, cellular component: cytoplasm; nucleus. The transcript is spliced from 12 exons. Gene Ontology annotation, molecular function: cysteine-type endopeptidase inhibitor activity involved in apoptotic process; protein binding; cysteine-type endopeptidase activity. Bases 211 to 5316 code for a protein of 1701 amino acids. Lineage: Eukaryota; Metazoa; Arthropoda; Insecta; Ephemeroptera; Baetidae.
GCGAAAGUCUAAGAACUUGAACAUUUUCCGCCUGAUAUUGUCUCUUGCAGCAUGAAGAUUUUCCCUUUACGAGGAAUUUGAAAUUUUAUUAGAGUUUGGAAUGGCAGAGCCAACCUAAAACGACAUGAAUACUUCAGGUGAAAAUCCAGACUGACCUCCCAAAAAGGUGGAACCGUCGACCCAGCAAAUUCUGGAAUAUUGAGAAGGACGAUGGAUGGAGCUACUGAUAUCGGGAACGCCGAAAAUGUUUUUGUUCUUGUUAUACACUACAAUAAAACGCGAAACGAUUGCAAAGAUUGCGCCGCUGAUGUGCACAAUCUGCGCAAAACGUUGGAAGAGAAAAGAAACUACAAAUUACGUGUUUUGUCAUCUCCAAGAAAAGAAGAUUUGUUUAGUCUUCUCAGUGACCAAGAAAAGUUGCUACAAUAUUUCAACUCGGAAGAUCAUGAACCGUCGGUUUUUGUCAUAUUUUUUCUGAGCUAUGGAUGUGACGAUGAGGGCAACAAUUUCAUUUUGGAGGAUAUCUAUGCCUCUUUAAGCAAUCUAAAAAGCUUCAGCAACUGUCUUAAGGUCUGCGUGUUAAACCGCUUUCAGAACGAGUUGAAUAGUUUGCCUAGCGAAAGCAUAGAAGACGGCCACAUUAGCAAUUCUCCUUUUGAACUUGACUCACAUACCAAAUCGAUGAAGAACUUUAUAGCUUUUUGCACAACGUCCGUUGUACUUACUGCUAAUGAUGAAGGUAAUGAUGGUUUAGGUUCAACGUUGGUCAACGCAAUUUGUGAGAUUCUUGACAACUUGGAUAUAUCUAUGGAAUUGCUCCAAUUUUUGACGUUAAUUCAAGGAAAAAUCAGAUGCGAAGAAACCAAUGCUGUAACACCAAAAAUUAGGGUGUUUUCUAAAACUGAAAAAUUUAUCAUCAGUCCCCUACCAAUAAGAAAAGAUGAGGCCGUGAGCUGCUUACUGGCGAAUAAAUCCGUAAAAUCGUUGGAACAUAUGCAUGUCAACAGCAACUUUCAUAAAAGGGAAAUGAGUGCUGGGGAGGCGAUCAGAAGUCGCUACUGGGCGUGCAUAAUCUACAGAAAAAUGAGCAAACAAGUGCGUCAGUUGAAUGAAAUGAUCUUAGAAAAACUCAACUUCAACACGAUGAUGGACGAGUGGAGGAAUGAUAUAUUGGAAACAUAUUCAGGACCUGAAGUAGAUCUUGUCAUGGCGUGUUUGUUUUGCUUUGUUGACAAACAAAACGAAAACCAAGAAAUUUGCCUUAAAAUAGAUCAUCAGGAGCAGUCCAUACCCAUAGCCACUAUCACACGCCAGUUGGUCGGCGGGUUGCAUACAAAGGUGAUAGGAAAACCGAAAAUCUGUAUUCUAAUUAAUCAAAACGUGGAAAGCUCUGGAACGGCACCAGAGAAAAAGAUGGCUAUAAGAGUAACCAAUCACAGUGGAUGGCUGGUUCUUGUUAUAGACGAACGUCACACAGAACAACUUAUCCACGUGCUCCAAGGAGAUACUCUGCAAAGAGGAAAAAGUCUUCAUGAACUUAUAGCUCCAUUGCUCGUUAAAGGUUCAACAGAUGAAUUGGACAGUGCUGCUCUGCUGAAAUCUACAGUGCAGUAUUUAAUCGACUCAUCCUCUAAUAAGUCAACCUUUUUUGCAAAGCCAAGUCUAACAGUAAAGACAGUAAAGGACUCUGGGAAUUCCUUUAAAAAUAAUAUUGGAUACAAUGAUUUGCUGAAAAGAGUGGUAAAAGAUGCAGAAAACCGUUCCGCCGUCGUCUGGUUGUUCAGUUCGAUUGCCGGAGGAGGAAAAUCGACAGUGCUGCAAAAAAUGGCCUAUGAUCUAGCUAACCAAAUGAAAAACAUAAGAAUUGUUCAAAUCUCGCUGGAAACAACAGCCCCUUAUUUCAAACUUGAUUGUUCGCCUGCUGAAUAUUUGGCUUGCGCAACUCACCAUUCAACAAAGGAGGCAAAAAAGUUAACUGAAUCAAAGAAAUUAAUAGUUUUUCUUGAUGGCUAUGAUGAAAUCAGCAGCACUGCUCGCGAUAGAACGUUGAGUUUAAUUGAGUGGCUCUGUGAGAAGAAACUAAUGAUUUUGGUCAGUGCUAGACCACGAGAGAUUCGCACUAUUCAAAAUAGGCUGAAAACAAGGCUUAUUCAUAUUGUUGAUAUUGAGCCGUUUAAUAUUUUCAAGCAGUUAGAUGGGAUGCAAAGGGUGUUGCGUAAGAGCAAAGGGGACAAAAAAUUGUUCCAAAAUGAAUUACGGAGCAUUUUUAUGCAAAGCUCUCAAGGAUCAUCCCUCGGCAGAGAUGAAUGCAAGACAACAGACAACUUGUAUUUGAUUUAUGAACAAGUCGUUCUUGAAUUUGUAAGAAAAGCAGUUGAAAACAGAUCUGACAAGGAAAAAGCAGCCCAGAGAAUUCUAGAUGGCUUGAUAUUGCACGCGUUCAAUUGUAUUACUGGACACACAAAAACUCAAGAAACCACGGAAAAGAAAGAUUUGGAAAGUAUGAAAAAUACAAAAAUAGUGAAAAUCGAUGGUGAACGUGUUACAUUUCUUCACCAGAGUUUUGCAGAAUUCCUCGCUUCCAAGUCGUUUUUGGAUAAAAUUGCGACAUCAAGUGAUUCUGACCUGGCACUAUUCAAGAAUUGGAACUUUGCACCGUGCAGAAAGUUCAUUAACUUGUUUUAUUCGUCGAUGAAAAAGGACCAACUUCAUGAGUGCAGCAAACAGUUACUCAGUUUUCUCGGUAAACAGCCUCGUUAUUGUUUGAAUACAAUUUGCGAAGAGGAUCUUGGACAAAUAUUUGCAAUGCUGGAACCUCACAUUUCUUUCGUUGGAGAUAGUGGAUUGUUUUAUGUGGCAGAUUGUGAACAGCUUGUAAUCGAUUCAGUAGGAAGUGAAGAUAUUGUAAUGCGGUUGUUACAGAGGGCGCCCAUAAUCAAUCGAAUUUGUCGCUUAUCUGUCGAAAAAUUGAUUGAGUUGUUGGACCGAGUUGCAAGAUAUAACGCAAUAGCUGUAUUGAAGAGGCUAAAAGAGAUAUUCGAAAAAUCCUCGCAGUCAUUGCCUGACAUGAUUCAAUCGCAAAAUGAAAAUAUCGACGCAGGGAUCACGGCUACAGAAAAUGGUCAUUACCAGAUUCUUGAUUUACUCUUAAAGAGCGGAGUUGAUGUCAACAUCACUUUAAUGUCGCGACUAUCUGGAAGAAAAACCAACGCUCUACACACAGCAUGCACAAGAGGAGACAUCAAUUGUUUCAAGAUCCUGCUUGAGCACAACGUUGACCUCGAACAGUUCUCCGCCGAAGACAGAAAGAUGUUUGGCACACAACCAGACAACAUAACCGAAGGAAGUAAUAUAGUUCACUUUGCUGCUUAUGUGGGUCUUAAAGACAUGGUCUCAAUUUUACACCAUCACAAUGCUGCGCUGAUCCACACAGAAAGCACUUAUGGAUUCAGCCCUCUACACUUUGCAGCUUGGAAACAGAAUUGGGAACUUUGUCUGUGGUUGGCAGAAGAAGCGGGAAUUGAUGUUGAAAUUUUGGACCCACGUCGUCGCUCUCAGAACUGUUUUGAAGGUUGCAGUUCUGAAAAAUGGACCAUGUUUGACUGGAGGGCACAAGAUUUCAUGCUGCUGCUGUGCGCGAAAAUAAGCUUUAAUAAAGGUGACUCAAAGAAACUAAAUUUGAUUGCCGACCGGAAAUUAAAGGGCGGACAAACAUUAUUGCACGCAAUGCAAGAAGACAAUAAGGAGAUGUGCACGUUUCUCAUUGAUAAAAACUGUGGAAGAGUCCAGGAUAUGGACGAUAAAGGGCGCACUGCCCUUCAUUUAGCUUGCAAAAAGCAUUUUAAGAGAGUUUGCGCGGUCUUGCUAAAAAAAGGAGCAAACGUAAAUUCUGUUGACUGCAAAGGAAGGACAACACUGCACUACGCUGCUAAAUACGGGGAGAGUAGCAUAGCGAAAUUGCUAAUUGAGAAUGGUGGAGAUGUAAAACAACAUGAUUAUUUCGGUAGAAGUGCUCUGCACUACGGAAAUAUAAUUUUGGCCUUGGCAAAUGAAGAAGACCAACUGCCGUCAUGUGACGCAAUACAACUGCAACCGGUCAUCCCAAGCUCCAAAAAGAUACUGUGCUUCAACAUCGCUUUUCACAGAUUGUUUACUUACCCCCCGAUAUUCAAUUUAAAAUACGGCUUGGACUUGGAAAUGUUUGUCGAAGCCGGGUUCUACUACGUUAAGGAAGAGAAACAAUUAAAUCCAAUUCUACGUUGCUUCUCAUGCGAUUUUGAAAUCGAAAUGAAAGAUUUUCAAGCCUGGAGAAACAUGGACGUUAAGAGUAUAUUAAAAAUGAAGGGUAACGAUUGUGAAAUAGGCGUCAGCAACACAGAAAACGUGCCCAUGAAAAGCUAUCACGUGCCUAAUUUUAAAUACGAAGCAGCUAGGCUUUUCUCUUUGCUUCAAAAAAAGAACUGGUCGUACGUAACACCUCUAGAUUUGGCCAAGAAUGGUUUUUAUUAUAGCGGCGAUGAUGACAAUUGCCGCUGUGCUUUCUGCAAUCUAGAAGUCAGAGGCUGGGAGGCGGGUGACACCGCUCGUGGUGAGCAUAAGCGUUGGAAUCCCAACUGCCUGUUCUUGAGAAACAUUCAAAAUAUUGACAACGUGAUAAUCGGCCAGGAAGCGGCUGUAGCAAAAAAGCCGGGUUACUUGAAAGGCAUCAGCGACCCAUUUUUGACCACCGAGAGCUUGAGCGAAUGUCUAGGAUCGCAUUUAUUACAAAAAGAGACAAGUUCUACAAAUACGACAGUCAGGAACCUCAACCUCAUGCUAUGGUCGACUUCUAAGCACCCGAAUUUCGCCAGUCUACUGAAGAGAACAGAGACGUUCAAGAAUUAUUGGCCGCUCAGCAUGGCGCAGACAGGGCACGAACUCGCAAGGGCUGGUUUCUAUUACACAGGCUCUGGAGACAUGGUGAUCUGUUUUCACUGCGGCAUCGGCCUUAAGGACUGGGACCGUGAGGACGAUCCAUUCAAACAACACGCCAAAUGGAGUUCUGCCUGCCAGUUCUUGCUUUUGUGUAAAGGGUCUCGCUCUAUAAAAAAUGUUUUGUUCGCUACCAAAGCGAUCAGUGACAAGCAACCGACAGUUGUUGAGAUUUUAAACUCACGACCAGGAGAAGCUAGCAUGCGCUGCAAGUUGUGCCAAAAUAAUUGCGUCAAAGUUGCCAAUCUACCGUGUGGACACAUCAAUGUUUGCGAGCGAUGUGGCGGAGAUGAAUGCUUGACAUGUGCACGACCGAUUGAAGGAACUAUUGAAAUAUUUUACUAAUGGAUGAAGGAUCUAUUGUUAUCCCUAUAUCAAUACACUGGAAUGGGUAUAUAUUAAAUAGCUUUUCCGCUCAGUUGAGCUUAGUGUUAUAAUCGUGUUUAAAUCUUUCAGUUUUUUGCUUUUUCGUUCAGUGUGCUUCUUUGUAAGUUGAGAUAGUAGCAUUGUAUAUCAUCAUUUGAUAGUUCAUAGAAAUGCAUUUCAAAUUAAGAUCAUAAUUUUGCUGUGCAUCAUGUGCUAAACACGUUUGCGAAUUUUGAAAACUUAUAUUUUUAUCUUUUGGCUCCUCACGCGUAUAGCACACAGGAUUUGCAAUGCAGUUUUAUUUUGAAACAAUUAAAAAAAAACUUAAUUUGAUUAUAUUAAUGACCUGUAAUUUACUAUACCCUUUAUGAAGUAAAGAAAUUAACGUUAAGGUUUGAUGGUGAAUUAUUAACUCUUGGAAAGUAGAUAAAAACCUUUGAAAAGGGGGUUGCAUCCCUAUAUAAGGUAAACAUUAGUAAUAAAUCGAGGUUUCAGUUUCAGCCAGCCGCGCUGUGUCGCGUUAGGCGGCAAAUUUUGGGUUACGUGGUCUCAGCCGCAAGUCACCGUGACUUUAGCCAAAGAUGCGCCGGCCACGCAUACCGCCGGCUGAAAAUUCGAAAAAAUACAUAAAAAAACUGGAGAAAAAAAGUCUCCAGUCCUCCGUGCCAUUUAAAAAGUUUGUCAGCCGCCACCGGGCCAAAAUUUGGCUGCAGCCAGUUGAGCUAGCCACGGCCUAAAAUUACGCGGAAGUGUGACCUCUAUAGUAAUUAAUAAGAUAUCAAACGAUUAUUACUUUACACUUGUGAGUAUUUUUUUAAGUUUUUGUUAAGAUUGAAAACAAAAAUAAUUUAAACGUAACAUUAGGACAUUUGCAGUAUCAUUAGCGUUUCUUGGUUUAAUGUUAUUUAUAAAGGCUAAAAGUGCUAUUUUUGGUUUUGAUUUAUCCACAUUUAGAGAUAUUAGCCAGCCGCGCUCCGCCACACCCGCCGGCUAUUUUUGGGUCAAGUGGGCAACCGCCAGCGACAUCAGCCGCACAAGUUAAAACGCUGAAAAGUAUAAAUUUUCCGCAGAAAAAAUUGGUCUCUGGCCCUUAGCACUAUCAAAAUUAAAUUAUAUGAAAUUCCUUCAUCUGCGCCAGCCUCCUGCAAAAAGGCAAAGCCGCCACCGCGAGGCUAACUUCGGCUCCAGCCGUUGCAGCCAGCCGCCGCCUAAAUAUUACGCGAUCUAUUUAUAGCUGGGCAGCUGGCCCAUAGUAAAAGUGGGUGCAGCACAUCACAGACAGUAGGAAAGGGACUAAAAAUGAAAACAGCGUUUUUGUUUCUGCCAAAGCAAGACUUAUUGUCUCGCAGGAGCAACCCAGCAGGCUACAUGAUCUGUUAAUUCAAUCUGAAUUGCACGUGACUAUAUGACCUCAGAAAAAUUUGGAUAAAUCGGCUUGAUAGCAGCAGGAUUCGCCACUAUAAAGUAUGAUCGCCGCCUCAGCCACGACUUACAAACAGACGCAGCAAGCUCCAAGACGCUUACAAAUAGCAGCAAUGAUGGAUGAGCUGCUUUCAAGAACACCAAGAGAUAAUCGGUCGCAGUCUGUUAUCAUCACAUCACGUCCACAGCGUAAUUCAAAGGCGCUAAAAACUUGAUGAAAAUACCACGACCAACAGCAGCCCACCUUCGCUUCGGAUAUUUCACACCUAGAACCACAUCCUUCGCUUUCGAUUGUUGAUUCAAGAAUAAAAUAUUAAUCACAUUGCGGAUGAGAAGUUACACAUAUACCCCUUAAGUGGCGCACAACCAGCCUCCAGUGACCCUAGACGGCUGAAUAAGCUUACAUUUCAAAGUGAUGUCAAUGUCGUGAAAAAUGAUUGGUAUUGUACGAAUUAGCAUUUCAAAUAUAUUGCAUAGAACUUAGUGUAUUGUUACAGUCAAUAUUUGAAUGAACACUAAAUAAAACAAUAUUGAAAAACAUCAACUGUGGGGGGUAAAAAUUGAAAGCAAUUCAU